UUUCCAUGCACUGAUAAGCCAAAGUAUCAGUAGUAGUAUAGCCAGCUCCCCUUCUCCCCCAACUCCGACGGCGGCGCGGAAGGCUUCCGGUCUCCGCCUCUCCUUUGGCGCCCAAUCCAUCCGCCCCUCCGAUUCCGGGCCUUCCAGACUUGGUCGGCGAUUCCGCGGAUUGGUGGUUUCAGUUCGGGUGGAUUCGCGAUCCUGGAUAGUUUUCUUUUGAAAAAAUAUCCUGAAUAGUAGGCAGGUUAAUCCAGAUGUCGCGUCUGACAGUGUACGGUUGUGGGUUGUAGCAUAAAGAAACGGGGAAAUAUUGAGACUGUUGCCAUGAGAUGAUUUUUUUGUUUAGCAACUAUAUGGGAUGAUGAUGAGAGCUAAAGUGUCCGGUUGUUCUGGGUUCUGGCAUCGGAGGCGAUUACAAAUUUUGGACCUACCACUCUAGCUGAACGUCGGAGGAUCCGGUUCCAUCGAGACAUCAACCACCGCAUCAUCUAGGACUGAAACACUUUAUGUGGUUGAUAUGUCAAGUAGUUGGUCACAAAGUCAGUCCUUUGAUCCUCACACCAGCAGAUGUUGGGAGGUCGGAUCAUGGUUGUGUAAGGAUGGUAUCUCCAAGUAGGACAGUGGCUUGAGCAUUCUGUAGUAUUGUUCUCGAUCUUGAGAAGCCUUUCUGUUGCGGCCGUUUCUGUUGAUGCUGGCUGGCGUCCUUAUAUUUUUUGCCAAGGGCCAACAGUUGAGGAUGGUACUGAAGCGCCUGAGGACAUGCUGCUGCUGCAGUGCAAAGCACACUGAUAACGAUGACAAGAUUGAUUUUGGAGGUGGCAAUGUUCAUGUCAUUACAAGCAAAGAGAACUGGGACCAAAAAAUUGAAGAAGCAAACAAGGAUGGGAAAAUUGUGGUUGCAAAUUUCAGUGCUUCCUGGUGUGGGCCGUGCCGGGUCAUCUCAACUGUUUAUGCUGAGAUGUCGCAGACAUACCCGCAGCUCAUGUUCUUGACAGUCGAUGUCGAUGAGUUAAUGGAGUUCAGCUCGUCGUGGGACAUCCGGGCGACCCCGACGUUCUUCUUCCUCAAGAACGGGCAGCAGGUGGACAAGCUCGUCGGCGCCAACAAGCCGGAGCUGGAGAAGAAGGUCGCCGCGGCCGCCAGCUCCAGCGGCGGCGUGGCGCCUGACGCCAAGUGACAGGACGACGGGGUGGGCGGAUAUCAUAUCAGCAUUCAUCGAUCAGCCCGUGCAAAGCUCGCGCUGCCCACAUGUGCGCGCGUUUCUUCCCGACCCGUCGCGUAGCCGCAUUGAUCCGUGUGAUAGCUUCCCCGAUGUGCAGACUGUACAGCUCCUUCUUGGUAAAGACGGAGUAAGCAUGUAAGUAUUGGUUUCUGUGGUAUUGGUAACUGGUGGCAUGCACACACAUGAGUUCAUGGUGUUGGCGUU
This is a messenger RNA of Panicum hallii, 1426 nucleotides long. RefSeq names its product thioredoxin H4-1-like. Lineage: Eukaryota; Viridiplantae; Streptophyta; Magnoliopsida; Poales; Poaceae. Bases 689 to 1177 code for a protein of 162 amino acids. The record is from RefSeq and is a predicted model, not a curated record. The transcript is spliced from 6 exons.